This is a messenger RNA of Fibroporia radiculosa, 528 nucleotides long. RefSeq lists its product as uncharacterized. Lineage: Eukaryota; Fungi; Basidiomycota; Agaricomycetes; Polyporales; Fibroporiaceae. Gene Ontology annotation, cellular component: mitochondrion. Gene Ontology annotation, molecular function: oxidoreductase activity. The record is from RefSeq and is a predicted model, not a curated record. The coding region runs from base 1 to 528 and encodes 175 amino acids. The transcript has 5 exons.
AUGGUCGAGCCCUCAGUCUCCAGUGUCUAUAUAUUUAGAGGACGUCCACAGUUUACUUUGUUCUUUUCAGCCUAUGCCAUGCGUGCUUGGAUUACUUCGGAAUGCGCUCAUCCUUCCAAAGCUACGGAGCCAUUGCCCGCCAAAAGCGAGGUCGUAGUUGAAGUCUUCACCACCGGCCUGAAUUUCUUUGACCUCCUUGCGCUGCCACUGCUUGCCAGUAAUAAAAUAGCAUAUGAUGAGGGCGCAGGCCUUACAGGUUUCUUUAUCACCUGGCCGACAAGCUACGAGGCUCUUGUUGGCUGUGAAUGGGUGCUUGUCACUGCUGCUGCUGGAGGUGUAGGCACUGCAGCUGUACAGAGGCUGGCGAAAGCAUUGGGCGCAAAGGAUAUUGCAGCGGCCAGCUCAAAAGCGGGGCUGGGUAUCGCCACGCACUAUGGUGGGGCAGACUACUCUAUUAAUAACAUCUGGCCCGACUGGCAGCAGGAGGUGCUCCGACUAACAGGCGGAAAAGGAGCAGAUGUCAUAUGA